ACCCACUGUUCCUAGACCAGUUAACCCACUGUUCCUAGGCCGUCAUUAAAAAUAAGAAUUUGUUCCUAACUGACUUGCCUAGUAAAAUAAAGGUUAAAAAAAAUAAAAUACAAAAUAGGAUGUUGAGAAAAUAACAAAUGAAAUAGUCAGAUAGUCAGAUAUUAUUCUCAGCAGGGUUUUUGUCCGAUUAGUCUUUAAUCUGAUACUAUAUUAUUAUUGUAUAAUACCAAACUAAUAUGUUAAUAGGCUAUACAAAAUAGCACGAUAUAGCACAACAUUAUGUGCUUAUCUUUAAUAGGGGGUGUGCGUAAAACGUUUUUUCUUUGGGAAUGUUUGGACAUAACUUUCUCUGGUUCGAAGACAAUGAAAAUAUGAAAGGUUGAAACAUUUUGACGGAAGAUGAAAGAGGUUACAUACUAGGAUGGAAAGCGUCCCAUAGCAUUAGUUUUAAGGAAUAAUAUCUACAUAAUUUACGUUAUUUUGCGCCAUAGAAACAUUUGCUUUUGUUAAUCAGCCCCAAUAUGUAGAAGUUGUUCUGGUUCAUUCCAGCCACUGCGUGUUUUGUUGUGAGUAUCAUUGGUAAUGCUUAUUACCCUGUAACGUAUGUGUAGAUAUCCCUCGUUAAAUGUGUGUUUUACCUCAUUUGGGAUAAUUAUUUGGGGGAUUUACUGGCCUAUGCUAACAGGGACAGAUACUUUCAAUGGUAUUUUUCAAUUGUAUUUUUCUCAAUUGAGUUCAGCCUCUCCCUUGUCACGGGCCAACAUUUAUAUCAGAAAUUGCGUACUAAUCAUAUAAAAUAAUCAUAAUUUGCUUUUAAAACGAGACGUUGUCACGUUUUAAGACAAGAGACCCGCGAGCAUUUAAUAGUCAAAGGGAUUGAUUUAUUAUUUAUUGUUCAGACUUUGUGAUCACGUGCGCGCAUCACCCAAUCGAAUGGCAGCCCUGCGUCCGAACUAUUAGUAGACUGUAGUUCUUAGUGGUGCCAAGUUGCUACUUGAUUUCUUCAGAUUUUUAUCUUGUGAGAGUGGGGUUUAGUGCGUGUGUAUGUGUAUGUGUGUGUGGUGUGUGUGUCGCGCUUGUAUUUGUAAGUAUCAGUGUAUGUGUGUGUGGUGUGUGUGGUGUGUGUGUCGCGCUUGUAUUUGUAAGUAUCAGUGUAUGUGUGUGUGGUGUGUGUGGUGUGUGUGUCGCGCUUGUAUUUGUAAGUAUCAGUGUAUGUGUGCGUACAUGUGAAAGUCUCUUUUGCCAUGUCGACAUCUGGAACGUUGACUAGCUACUACGUCGACUCCCUCAUCUUGCCUGAGAGUGAGGCGCUCUCCGCGCCUAGAUACUCCUCCGGCCCGGGGGGGCUCCAGCACGCGAGGCAGCCCACAUCGAUCACCGAUCACACUGAGCUUGGGCCCUGCACCUUCCCGACGAAAGCCCCGGUCUUCAGCCCGUCCUGGGGCCAUGUACCGACCCAGUUUCCAGCCGCCGUGUCGUCGGUGUACCACCACCCUUACGGGAAUCACCUAAGCCCGGCUCCAGGCGACCUGGAGGGUCGCUACAUGCAGUCCUGGCUGCUGGAGCCCAUGUCAGGGUCCUUGCCUUUAACUGGAUUACCAACGAGUCACCACUACGGGAUCAAAUCCGAGAGCCUGGAUGCGGGAGCGGACAGCGUGCUGCCUGGAUCCCACACGGCGCUGCUCCUGUCCGAUUUCGCCGAAGGAACGGCGGCGACUGCAUCCCCGGUGGACAAGGACACACUACCAGGCCAGCCCGGGGACCUGAACGAGGAGAAACCGGCCCUUGAUCCAAAUAACCCGGUAUCCAACUGGCUCCACGCUAGCGCCACGAGAAAAAAGCGCUGUCCAUACACCAAGCACCAGAUCCUCGAGCUGGAGAAAGAGUUCCUCUUUAACACGUACCUCACGCGGGACCGUAGGUUCGAGGUCGCGAGGCAGCUCAACCUUACGGAGAGACAAGUCAAAAUCUGGUUUCAGAACCGCAGAAUGAAGAUGAAGAAAUGUAAUAAAGAUGGUGGACCGAAAGAUGAUUUCUAGGUAUGAUUGAUUGAAUGAGAACGUAAAAACAUAUCCGAAAUAAGAGGGGUAUCUGUGAAAAGGCUCUUUCUCUGCUGGACUGCAUUUUUAUAGUCGUUGUUUCAUUGUUUUAUCCCUAACAGAAGCUGUUAUGUGUCUUGUAAAAAGCAUGUCCGGCUCUACUCGUAGUUUUGAUGCAACUAACUACCUUUAUAUUGCACAAUUUAGCAGUGCGCAUUCUUUUUUGUUAUUGUUAUUAGGAUGUUAAUGAAUGAAUUAAAGCCUCGGCUGUGAGGGCAUAUGUGCAAGGCAUGUACUCUAUUGAUAGGCCUGUUCUCUGUGCUCGUUUGUGUGUGGAUGUGAGUAGCUAUGUGUGUGUUCUCCGGUUUGUAGAUAUAGGCCUAUGUGUAUUUCAGGUUAAACUGAAUUUAGUUUCAAAUGUUUUUGUUGUUGUCGUUAUUUCAACUAUUGGUCGAUUUGAGUUGGAGGGAUAGGCUAACGUAAUGGUGUCAUUUUGAAGCGGGUGCAUGACCAUCAAAAAGCCUCUUUAAAAUGCAUAUUGGCCUGUUGAUAAUGUUACUAGAAGCUACAUACAAUGAUAUUGUCUCUCAACUACCUAUAAUUGCAAGAACCUCAUUUCAUUUUAACAGGACUUUUCGUUGUGAAGAGACAGAAUGCUUGUAUAGAUUGUAAACUACGUCUGAAUUUCAGGGAGUAACAUUUGAGAGGACAUAUUUGUUAGAAAGGAGAGAGACUAAAUAAACAGAAACACUGUAUGCUACCUAAUGAAUACCUCAUGGUCUGGGGACUUUCAGAUUUUUGGUUCUCAAAUGUAAUUUGUACUAUUUAUUGAAUAAAACAAAUUAUAUCUGCGAAUGCA
Messenger RNA from Oncorhynchus gorbuscha (pink salmon), 2898 nucleotides. RefSeq names its product homeobox protein Hox-A9-like. The transcript has 2 exons. Gene Ontology annotation, biological process: anterior/posterior pattern specification; regulation of transcription by RNA polymerase II; DNA-templated transcription. Bases 1245 to 2039 code for a protein of 264 amino acids. NCBI's taxonomy places the organism in Eukaryota, Metazoa, Chordata, Actinopteri, Salmoniformes, Salmonidae. Gene Ontology annotation, molecular function: RNA polymerase II cis-regulatory region sequence-specific DNA binding; DNA-binding transcription factor activity, RNA polymerase II-specific. Gene Ontology annotation, cellular component: nucleus. The record is from RefSeq and is a predicted model, not a curated record.